GCUCGCCUGGCGGGCUCUCCCUCUCCCUCUCUCUCUCUCACUGUGUGUGGGUCUGUGUGCGAGCGCGCGCGCGUGUGUCAGUCGCUCUUCGCUCGCGGGGCUGGGUGACGAGAGGGCAGCGAGGCAGAGAGUGGCGGCCGCCGCUGCCGCCGCCGCCGUUUCCUCCUCCUCCUCCUCCUCAGCAUGUUGCCAUCCCGCCGGGUCCCCAGAGAGAGGCGGCGCCCGCUCGGGGCGGCACGAGCGCAGCAGGAGAAGGAGAAGCAGCAGCAGAAGCAGCGGCAGGAGGACGAGGUGACCGACAAGACGGAGACGGCGGCGAGCAGAGGGGGCUGCCGCGCCGAGGGCAGCAGCAGCAGGUGCUAGGUGUGUGGAAGAGCGCGAGAGAAGCGCGCGCGCGCUACCUGCCUGGCCGCCGGCUGAGCAGCCCAGCCUCUGCCUCAGGUGCGUGCCGGCGGCGUGGAGAGCGCGAGAAGAGAGGAGGGCGAUCAUGCCAGCGCCAGCCGCGCGUCUCCAUCGCCACCUCCGGGCCCUUUAGCGCCGGGUUCCCGCUGCGCCUGGACGCUCUUCCUGGGAUUAAUUCGCUCCUCGCUGGAGCCCGGAGGAACUGAACUCGCCUGGACUCAAGCGAGCGGCCUUGGAGGCUCCGCAUCGCCCGAGGAAGCCCUUCUCCCUCGAAAGCGCACGCCGCUCCUCCUGCGCCCGGCGCGCUCCUCCUGCUCAUCUGUUGCUUGAACGGGCGGCCCCCUCCCUGCUCUGUCUCUCGCUCGCCGGGCUUGAUGGAGGAAGCAGCCGCCUUCGCCGCUCCUUGCCCUUCCAGCUGAACCUCCCUUGCGCUGGACUCGAGCCUCUCUCUUUUGCCUUCCUCCCCCCCUUCCCCGCCACCGCUCCCCCGACGCACCUUCCUCCCCAAACCCUGCGAGGCAGCGUCUCCAUAUCCCGCCCCCCUCGCUCGUUCUCCCCCCCUUCUCUCGCUCGUUCUCCCCGACCCACUUUGGUGCGAUGCUGCUGCCUUGGACCUUCGCUUCCUAAAAGCGCCGUUUGCUGUUGCGAUCCUUCCGUUGGAAAUUUACAAAGGAGACUCCCCCCCCCCACCGGGAUAAAGGAAAAAAAGGGGGGAAGGAAAGAAAGGCGGCUUCUGGGGGGGGGAGGGGGAGGAACAUGGAUGAGAAGCUGCAAGCGCAUCAGGUUGACAUCGACCCGGAUUUUGAACCCCAGAGCCGGCCUCGCUCCUGCACCUGGCCGCUGCCUCACCCCGACUUCCCGGGAGAAGAGGACGAUGGAGCCGCGGCUGCCGGCGCUGGUGGUGGCGGUGGCGGCGGCGGUGGAGGAGGCGGCGGCUCCAAGCACCCCUUGGCCGGCGGAACGGAAGGCGCCGAGAACGCCGGAGUGGCGUCGGAGCGCGGCAAAGCCGCCCCGGCGCUGCCUUCGCUGGGCGCGGACGUUGGACAGCUCCGCAAGGCGAAGACCUCGCGGCGCAACGCCUGGGGCAACCUCUCUUACGCGGAUCUCAUCACCAAAGCGAUCGAGAGCUCCCCGGAGAAGCGGCUCACCCUCUCGCAGAUCUACGACUGGAUGGUCAGAUACGUCCCUUAUUUUAAGGAUAAAGGAGACAGCAACAGUUCGGCUGGUUGGAAGAACUCGAUCCGGCACAACCUGUCUCUGCACACCCGCUUUAUCCGCGUGCAGAACGAGGGCACGGGCAAGAGCUCCUGGUGGAUGCUGAACCCCGAAGGGGGCAAAACCGGCAAGACGCCCCGCAGGCGAGCCGUCUCCAUGGACAACAACAGCAAGUUCCUGCGGAUCAAGGGCAAAGCCAGCAAGAAAAAGCAGCUGCAGGCAGCCCAGGAGCGUGGAGAGGAGAGCCCGGCCAGCCAGCAGGCCAAGUGGUCAGAGAGCCCUAACUCCCAUGCGAGCGAGGAGUACGACGCUUGGGCCGACUUCCGGACGCGGGCCAACUCCUCGGCCAGCACCUUGAGCGGGCGCCUCUCCCCCAUCAUGGCCAACCACGAGCCGGAUGAGCUGGAAGAGGACGACGGGACUCCGUCCUCCCCGCUGAUGUACCCCAGCCCGUCCAGCACCAUGUCCCCCUCCUUGAACGCCCGCUGCUCCGUGGAGAUGCCCCGGCUGACCGAUCUCACUGGCACCAUCAACCUGAAUGAGAGCCUUGGUGAGAGCCUCCUGGAAGACCUGCAGGACAACUACAGCAUGAGCCCUGCCCAGCCGCUGCCCGCCGGGGGCCUCCGGCAGAGGAACUCCAGCUUCAGCUUCAACUCCAAGUGCUCUGCUGUGGGCGCUGGGGGCGGCGGAGGAGGAGGUGGCGGUGGAGGAGGAGGAGGAGGGAGCACCUACUGCGGGACCAUCUACAGCCAGCCGGCCAUGAGCCUUAUGCGCCGCCUGCCCAUGCAGACCAUCCAGGAGAACAAGCAGGCCACCUUUGCUCCCAUGAAUUCCUACCGCAAUGCCUCCUUGCAGGACCUGCUCUCCUCCAUCUCCUACGCCCACAAAGAGGGCGAGGCGCACAUGCCGCAAGCCAGCAGCAUGGGGCCACCCCGCGGCCACAGACAAAACCCCCUUGUGUGUGGCGGCGGGGGUGGCGGCGGCGGAGAGAUAGGUCUUGUCCCCUACCCUCCCCACUCGUCGUCCCUCAUGAAGAGCAAUGCGUUGUACCACCCGUCACCAGCCAGCCACCACCACCACCACCCGAUCAGCAACAGUGCCUUACCCUCUCCUAUCAGCCUUAUGAGCCUGCCCAAUGACUCUUGCAGCAUGGUGGCCAUGCCCCAUCACGGGCACAUCCAUUCCUACAUCAACAACCAAGGGGCGCACAUGAGUCUGCUAGACUCCUUGCAGGGACCCUACCCAGAAGCCAUGCACACCCCUGUUUUGGGCCAGGACAGAUUCCCAGCAGACUUGGACUUGGACAUGUUCAACGGUAGCUUGGAGUGCGACGUGGAGUCCAUCAUCCUCAACGACUUUAUGGACAGCGACGAGAUGGACUUCAACUUUGACUCAGCUCUUCCGCCGCAAAACGGCCUCAACAUGGCCACUUUGCCCAGCGCCCCGCAGCCCACCAAUCAGAGCUGGGUGCCUGGGUGAGACCUGCUUCAGACAACUCUGACCCACCAGUCAGCAGGAUGAGAGGGUGGGGUGUGUGUGGAAACAAACUUUCUCCCCCGCCCUACUCCGCCUUUCUUAUUUUCUUUGCCUUCAUUUGUUCAGCCAGGCUAGAGCCAUCUGUUUAAACUUGACGACAACACUAAACACACACACACACACACACAAAUACACAAUGUAGGGUAAAAUGUUUUGAAAGGUACCGGCGACUACUCGCUUGUGCCAGGUGUAUCGUGCAGUAAGUCAGAUCUGUCUUUGAUGUGUGCAAUAGGCACAAGUUAGCCAUGGCAUUGCAGAGCUGCUGCCCGCCCACCCCCUUCCCUCCCCCCUUCCCUCCUCCCUUCCCUCCCCCCUCCCUUCCUGGGCACCUGCACUAUUGCACAGAAAGAGGGAACUAGUGAUUUGUGGCUAGAAGGGUCUCCACGGUGGCCUAGGUAGCCUCAGUGAAUUGACAGCUCUGCCUUUUCAUUCACCCCUUUCCUAAUUGUUUUCAGUACCGCUCAAAUCUAAUUGGACACCCUAGCUCCAUUUCCUGGCCCUUGCCCAUCUGUGACACUCCUUUGGCAAAGGCCAGUAGCUUAGGAUCCCCUUACUUUUAUUAUGGUGGGGGGUGGGGCUCUGCGCGGUCUUGACAGAUAGCAGCACCAAGAGCUGCAGGGGAGAAGCUUGCAGCACUAAAGGCAGUUGUAACAUCAGUUUGCUCUGCUACCAUCCCUGCCCAGCUGUUCCCACCUGCAGUCACACUCAUGGCAUGGCUGGUGCAGAAGGGAGGGGCUCUCCCCAACCGUUGUAGAUCCAGCAACUGACAUUGUGGUUUCCAUAGCCCACUGUGCAAAGGGAAGCUGAUCUGAGCAACGCCAGCUUUUUCACACACACCCCAACCCCAUGCUUGCAACAAGAAACAACAGGCAGUUGGGGGCAUGAAAUGUGUGUGCGUACAGCACAAGCAGAGGCAUGUGUGCCAGCAUGGGUCUGCUUCAGUGCGCAAGCACUGCAGAACUUUUUGCACACAUGAGUGGCACUUACUGCUACGUUAAGAGCCAGCCACAGGUUUGGCACGGUGACUGCUGUUGCUGCUGGCCUGGGAAACGGCCAGGGUAAGCAGGGAGGCAGGGAUGGGGAACAGUGGCAACUAUUUAUUCUGGCGGUAUGCACCCUCUGGCCUGCGAAGGCUCACCAUCGCCAAUGCAACCCUUGCUAGGUUUGCGUGGGAACUUGUAGCCUGUAAAGCGAGGAGGGCAGCUAUAGCAGGUAAAGAUUCAGGAAGUGGGGAGGAAGGUGCAAUAAACUGAGAUACACACAGACACAGGGGUGGAGAAGGAGGGCUAUUGGCAAAAAUCUGGAAUUUGACCAGUCCAAGAUCAUCUAGGCUAGGAGAGGUGAUGUGGCUUCCCAUGAAAGCUGUAGGACCGAGGCCCUCAUUUUGGUAGUCCGAAGGCUGAAAAUGGAGGAGCCCAAGACACCUCAAAGUAACUAGUUUUCUACUUAGAUAGCCCAUAGCAGGUUAAUGGUGGACGGAUGUUAGUGAUGAUUAGGGGAAACAGGUGCUGUGUGAAACUAGGGGUUCUCCCCAGUGUGGAGCUCUUAAAAGUACUGGAGUGCCAUACAAAGUCCUGCUGGACAGCCAUAGGUUCUGUCUAUAUCAGCAUACUUUUUUUUGCACAAAGUCAGGACCUGUCAAUUGGGCCAUCUGAAACGUUCACCCUGUAACAAUAAGGAUAGGUGUCAGUAGCCUGCAGAGUUUGGAAAUGUGAUCAGUUUCUGAUAGCACCUCUAGUUGUAGCUAGGCAGGGCUUCCCUCCUCUGGGUCACCGAAUGCCCACAUUAUUUGAGGGCUUCCUGUUCUCUGUGAUAUGAAACAUAUCAAAUUGCCUUAUACAGAGUGUUGGGUCCAUCGAACUCCGUGUUCUCUACACUGGCUGGCAGAGGCUCUUGUGGGUUUCAUUGAGAGGUCUUCCUAUCUGAAGAUGCCUGGGGUAGAACCUAGGACCUUCUGCACAAAAAACAUGGGCCUGGAUACAGAGCUCUAGUGAGAUUUCUGCCUCUCUCUCUCAUGGGACCGCUUGAUGAGAUGUGUGUGUUUUGGGAGCAGGGAAGUGUGGAGCACGUACUUCCUCACUUCCUCUCCCACCACCCUGACACCCUGUCUUUAUGAUGUCACUUCCAAAGCUGCUCCUUGACACCCCCUUGCUUGUUUAUUAAAAGGAGGCUGGGCCUGUCCAGGGAUGCCAAAACUCCAUGAACAAGAGAGUCAAUGUCAGCUUGUCUGAACAUGGCAAAUUAAGAAAACUAGCGCAGCUAUGCUUAUUUUGAACCACUUGUACCUCUUCUUGGAAUCAUGGAAGGAAGACAAUGAGCAGUGCUUCCCCCCACCCCCCGAAAUAUAGGUGAUGGAAGUCAACAUGAAGUUGUUACAGUAAGUCACCGGCCCAUGAGCUAAGCCCCCUAGAAACAUCUCCUUUGCAUCAGCCAGAGCUGGGCUCCAAAAUCCAUAUUAAGCCUGGCUAAUAACAGGAAAGGAGGAGAGGGAGGAAAGUGACAGACAAGGGAAGGUCCCAUACUCCCCGCCAGGACACCCCGUGCAGGAGUACAGGGGAGCUGCUUUGUUCUACUAGAUCAGAUGCUUUGUCCAUCAAACCUUGUUCGUCUAGUCUGACUGUCAGGGUCUCACUCAGAUAGUAGUCUUCCCAGUGACCUGCUGUGUUAUAACUAGGGAUCCUGGGGAUUGGACCCAGGAACUGCAAAACAUUUGCUCUGCCACUGAGCUAUCAGCCACACUGGAAUCAUAAAGCACAGGAAACAGCCCUUCCUCAUUGCCUGCUCCUUGAUCUUUUGAAUUGGGAGAUUCCAGGGGAUCUUCUGCAGGCAGAAAGCUGUGUGCUGCCGCUAAGGGACGAUUCCCUCCUCUUGUGCUCACCAAAUCUGCUCCCUGCCCAUCUUCCAAUGUGAUUGGAGCACACCUGGAUUAAAACGCACAGUGAUCAUGUAGUCUUUUCAGCCAUUGUCCCCUUAGGUGUGCUUAGAUGCCUCCCUUAAAAAGCAGAGGGACCUUAAGACUGUUUCAGUGGUGCCUGGGUCUUCCCCACCACAUCCAUUCAACCAAUAAUUACAAAUCUACUUUUAUGUUUGAGAUUGCGAAUCACGGCUUCGUCCCGUGGAACCUAAACAAAACUUGAGAAAUGAAAACCAUCAGCACUGUGAUUAAAAAGGGGGAAAGUUUAUGAUUUGGUCACUCUGAAGGAGCAGGGGAGUGUCAUGUGCAGAAAAGAGCUUUCUGGGUAUAUAGCUCAUGUGGAGUCUUUAAAAGUGCAUCUAUCUGUUCUGGCUGCAUACGAAGGGCUGGGUUUUGUUUUUAAGCAACAAGGAAGCCUUGCCACUGCUUCAGGCAGCAGCUCAGUGUCCCUGGCCAUGCUCCUGGAACAUGCGCCUCAGUGUGAUGCUAUGUGACGAGGUGGCUUCAUUCUCAGGGGGAUCUCCUGGCUACCCCCCCCCUUUUGCGGGGCCAUGCAUGAUAGUCCCUAGGGACAUUCCUUUCCAGGGCCAUAACCAGAGCGGCCAAGCCACUGUUUCUUAGGGGAGAAAUUUGACUCAGCCCGCAUUUAAAGAUGAAUCCACCCAAUUUGUACUUUCCAAAACAAUACACAAACUUAAAAACAGCCAUCUUUCAAAAUCUGCACAUGCCUGAAUUUUGAAAGGCAGUUCUCCAGCCAAAUAAUGCGUGCAAAAAUAAAUAAAUAUGCACAUACAAGAGUAGAGGGUACAUUGAAGUGCAUAUGUUAAAGUAACACUCAAAAAGGCACGUGUAUAUUAGGCAAAAAUGCAUACAAACGUGGGUAUAUUAGGAGAAAUUUGCACUAAAAUGUUGAUGUAUUUUCAGGAGGACUUUUUUUAAAAAAGUGAAAUGAUAUGAAUACCUGGAGAAUUUAAGGUUGAGUAAAUUAGAAACUGGGAGAAACCAAAACUGUCAGGUUCUUCUAUCCUGACUGCUUCUUUUCCGUUGUGCAAAAGAAGAAAAAAGCCCUCAGCUUCCUCGUAUUUAAGCCGGAGAUGAGAUGAUCUUUAAAAGAAAUUUGUCCACCUCCAAAAAUAAUUGAAUACCUCCCUCCCUGCUACUUCCACAGAUGGUGGGAAUAAUAUUCAGCUUCUGGCGGUGGCGGGGGGGGGGGCACAUUUAGCCCAGCUCUGCUUUUGAGCUGGCUGCUUGCACACUCUGAUGUGCAGGAGGAAGCAGAUCUGUAUCUGGGACCACCAGAUGCAACUGUACAGCCCGUUGCCCGUGACUUGAACUAGAGGGGAGGGAGCAGGAUGCUACGUAGACCAUCAUAUUACCAUGCAGAAAGAAACAUGUUUCUAACGGAAUUUUUUUCAGAGGCUGAGUUCCCUCUAAUGAAAAUGACAUAAUUUCACAGAGCGUGUGGAAAGAGAUCUUUUAUUUCAUCGUGCUCCCAUGCCAUAGUGCUCCUCCCUCAGUUGUUUUGCACGGGGCGUGACAUUCCCACCCAGAUUUCCCCCGUGGCCCUCUGUAUUCAUAGGCAGGAAUGGGCAUAACUUAAGUGUCUCUUUAGUAUGGAACGGAAGGGUGCUCUCUGCCAAGGUAAGCAUUAUGAAUAGAGAAGUGAGGGUGGCCUCCAGGCAGAUUAUCUUAAGGAUAGCCUCGGCUCUUGCUUUCGGUUCAUGUCACAGCACAGUUUCUGGACAACGAGAGAGAGAGAAAAAAGUGCAUCCACUCUCCUCUCCCCCUUCCUCGGCUUGCCACCACACCACAGCUAUUUAUUUUACCUCACCAUUAUUCUGCUUCUCCCCUACCGCCCCCCCCCCUGUGAUUUGUACCUGGACCAGGUCCCAAAAGCCUAUCAGGAUUUGGGCAACAUAUCUUGCUACAGCUCAUAAGAAGGGAAGGUUUCCCUCCAAAUUUUGCCCAUGAGACUGGCAGGAUAUGUGUUGGAGUAGCCUACGUUCCUCUUUGUUCUGGGUUUCUAUCAGCUCCAGGCUAAAAAUAAUAAUAAUUAAAUAACUUCAGAUGGGCUCACAGGCUAUAAAUGUUUACAUUGCUGGAUCAUGUACUGAAUUUAAUAUAUUUUGAUUCUUUUUGUUUGUUUGUAACCAUUAUUGCAAUGAUGCUCUUUUUUUCUUUUUUUUUACUACUAUAAUUAUUUUGGUCCAGCUCCUGAGAUCAUUUUAAUAAUUUCAGCCUCAGUUUCCCAAAUGGAUUGGACGAGAACACUAAUCAUAAGCGGAGCGGCGAGUCCGGUGCCAGCAGUCUGGCGUACACAGAAGUGGCAGGCUGUCAAGUAUUUGUUGCUUGUGGAGCAAGGGUGUGUGUGUGUGUGUGUGUGUGUGUGUGUGUGAGUGAGUCUGUUCCCUGAGGAUUAGGAACCCAACUGCCUCCAUUUAAUCUUCUGUGAAUGCGCAUGUGCACACACCCACACCCUUGAUCUUGAAGUGAUGGAGAGAAAGGAAGGAGAACCUGGAAGGAGGAUAGAAGUGGGAAAAAUGCCUGCUCUCACUCUGUACAGACCAAAACCUGUACAGUACAAAUCAAAUCAUGUCCCCCAGUGUUAAUGCAAGGAGACUGAGAGACGAAAAAGGCCCCUCUCCCAGUGCACCCCAAGCUGUGACCCCAAUUUUGUGGAAAGCAGGAGGAGAGGCUAGCCCCCCUCAUAUGCUACCUGGCCACACAGCAGGCUCAACCAGAGAGACCCCUCCCCCAGCAGCAGGAAGCGCCCCUCUUUGCUCAGCGAUCUUUGUGGUGUGUUAACCGUGAGGUCAUCGUGUGUGCAAUGGAGUCAUAUUUGCUAAGCGUCGUGUUUUACCGUCUUUUUUUGUGGAAGUGCAGUGCAGCGCUGAGGGGCUGGGGAGUUGAGCGAGGGCUGGGCAGGGGCGGGCCGAGGAGCCGAUCGCAGCUGCUUAGGAAGGCAGUGGCCUUGGAGGGAUGGUGGCAAUGAGCAGGGAGACGAAGGAGAGCAACUGAGGUGGCAGAAAACAAAACUGAAAUCAUGGGCGUGUGUGGGAUAGUUCACUGGUUGCCUUGGAAAUUGAGAUUUAUUUAUUUACUGCCACCCACCCACCUGGGCUUCUAUGGGGAUACUCAGCCUGUAGCCCUGACUUGAGGGUGAGCGGCCAAGCUUGCCAACAGAAGCAGCUUUGACCACCCCGAUGGUCCAUCAGUUGAUCUGGCCUCUGCAGGCUUUCCUUGUCCCCUUCCCAUUACGUCACUGAAACCUGUGAAUGCGGCUGACAAUCCUGAGACCACCCACGUCUCGCCUGCCUGCCUUGGAAUAGCUUCAUGAAGCAAGUGCCAAGCAGAGGAGACGUCUUGUGUGCUACAUGGCCGAGAAUGCACGUGGCAUGGGCCAUGCCCUUGUAGCUUCAGGCACUGUGGCACCCAUCAGCUAUAACAGGGAAGCAAGGCGUGCCCUCACUUUUCCAUUAACACUUAGUGCUCCAGUGACUUAGGAUUUCUGGUCAUCCCCAGAGUGAACACACUGGCGUUGAUGCACGUGACUAAGUUAGGUCCGUUGACUUUGGUAGCUCUACUCGGAGCAGGGCUUGGUUGGACACAAUCCUCAGCUAAAACGUCAAACAAUUCUGCUGGAAACAAUUCAUUAAACCGAGCCUACAUUUGGGGGUGCUCCUCCCUCUGUUUUCUUUUAAUUCGCCUUCUUUUUGGGUGGGAGGAAGGACAAAUUGUGCUCAAAACUGAAAGAUGAUUAUGCUUUCCACUGUUGUACUCGUGUCACCAAUCCGAUGCUGAUUCAGAAGGGCCAAAAUGCCCCUGGCCCGCAUGGGUGUGAUUCCAUCUCCCCAGGGAAGACAAACUUCUGCGCUGAUGUAAGGAGCGCUCCGUGAUGACUCUUACUCCCUUUCCAACUUCCUGAAAACUCUUUGCCCAACUCCUUGUGUAAUACAGCCAGUGCUUAGCCAAGGUUCAACUGAGGAACUUAUGAAGUAAUUUUUUUUUAAAAAAAAGAAAAGGGUGCUACAGGGCAUGUGCAAAAUCCUUCUCCCUCACAUAACCCAGUAUCAUGGAAUAGGAGCAGAACUUCCAAGCCAAGCAAGGCCAGCUGGAUCCUCAGAAAAUCCUCUGUUUUUUAGACUGAAUGCAGAGCUGCUUUGUGUGAAUGAACAAGAGUGGACCUUGCUAUACGGUUGUGUAGUCACGGUGUUUUGUGGAUCCUGAGAUCAGGUUGUGUGACUCCAACAUAUCCAAGUACAAAGCUGCCCUUGGCUCAGCCCACCAUAUCAGGGUCUGUGGGGUGCUUGUAUUUUAAAAAUAAACAAUUACACUGUAAGGAGCAAUUGGCUGCAGGCAGGGAGUUCCUUCCAGCAGCACCCCAGUUUCAGCAAUGCUGAGUCAUGACAGUGCAUUCAGCAGGCAGGUGAGUCAUGCAGACCUCUGAACCAAGCGCAGUUGUAGUGCAUCAGCAAUGCCCUGUGCUUUGCAACUGUGCCCUCAUUUCCAGACCUGCGCAGGAGAGCUGCGCGGAAGUUCACACAGGGUGAGGCUGCACACCAGGUCUGUGGUGUUCAGGUCUCAUCGAAACACUAGCUCCACAGAAAGGGCCGGUGCGGGGGUGGCACUAUGCCAGGAAGUUCUGCAUAAAGGUUGGGCCAAACCAAACAUCUCAAUGAAAAAGGAAAAGAAGAAAAAUGGUGUCUUUCCCCCCCUCCUCGUAUUUAUAACUGUACAGAUUCAAGGGGGGCUUAGGGUUUUCAACAGGCUGUUUAUCUCUCACCACACAUAUAUUGUACGCAAUGUAACCUUCUUGAUUGUGCUAUUCUAGUUUUUGUGUAUGUGGCAAUGUAAAGAACUGUGUAUAGUGCAUUGUACAGCAUAUUUUCAUGAAUAAAAUUGUUUUAAAUAUGAGAAAAA
Molecule: messenger RNA, 10987 nt
Organism: Podarcis muralis (Common wall lizard)
Lineage: Eukaryota; Metazoa; Chordata; Lepidosauria; Squamata; Lacertidae
Gene: FOXO6
Product: forkhead box O6
Biological process (GO): regulation of transcription by RNA polymerase II
Cellular component (GO): nucleus
Molecular function (GO): RNA polymerase II cis-regulatory region sequence-specific DNA binding; DNA-binding transcription factor activity, RNA polymerase II-specific
Source: RefSeq, a predicted model, not a curated record